This is a messenger RNA of Suncus etruscus (white-toothed pygmy shrew), 8277 nucleotides long. RefSeq names its product phosphatidylinositol-4-phosphate 3-kinase catalytic subunit type 2 alpha (gene PIK3C2A). The transcript has 34 exons. The record is from RefSeq and is a predicted model, not a curated record. Lineage: Eukaryota; Metazoa; Chordata; Mammalia; Eulipotyphla; Soricidae. Gene Ontology annotation, cellular component: cytoplasm; plasma membrane; phosphatidylinositol 3-kinase complex. Gene Ontology annotation, molecular function: 1-phosphatidylinositol-4-phosphate 3-kinase activity; 1-phosphatidylinositol-3-kinase activity; phosphatidylinositol binding. Gene Ontology annotation, biological process: phosphatidylinositol-3-phosphate biosynthetic process; phosphatidylinositol-mediated signaling; cell migration. The coding region runs from base 142 to 5205 and encodes 1687 amino acids.
GUGGAAGAUGUCUCUCUCCGUGGCGUCUGCGGCGGUGGUGGCUAGGUUGGGGCUGGAGGCGAAGGCUCCGGCGGCUUAAGAUCUUUCCAUUUGGAAGCUACAAAAAACAGAAUAAAAUAAGUUUUGGUUGUUUAAGUGGUCAUGGCUCAGAUUUCCAGCAAUAAUGGAUUUAAGCAGUGUUCAUCUUCACAUCUGGAACAGACAAGAACAAAAGAGGUGGACAAAGAAGAAGCAUUACAGAUGGAAGCAGAUGCACUAGCCAAGCUGCAAAAGGACAGACAAGUGACUGAUAAUCAAACAAGCUUUGUGUUGUCAAACAGUACCAAACAAAAAGCACAAGUUUAUAACAAACAUGAUUUUGAUCUCAUGGUGUUUCCUGAAUCAGAUACCAAAAAAAGAGCAGUAGAUAUUGAUGUGGAAAAGCUCACCCAAACUGAACUAGAGAAAAUAUUGCUGGAUGACAGUUUCGAGACUAGAACACCUGUAUUGCCAGUUACUCCUGUUCUGAGCCCUUCAUUUUCAGCACAGCUCUAUCUUAGACCAACUAUUCAAAGAGGACAAUGGACACCUGGAUUGUCGGGACCUUCCACUUUUGCUUUGCCUUCUAUUUAUCAUUCGACUUAUAGUAGUAAACAGACUGCAUUCCAGAAUGGCUUAAGUCCAAGGUUGCCUACUACUUUUCCAUCUACAGAACCGAUAUAUUUAAGUCUUCCAGGACAGUCUCCAUACUUUUCGUAUCCUUUGGCACCAGCUGCUUCCUUUCAUCCACAAGCAUGUUUACCUAUCUAUCGUCCAGUAGUCAGUCCUGACAUGGCAAAAUUGUUUGACAAAAUAGCUAGCACUUCAGAAUUUUUAAAAAAUGGAAAGGCUAGGACUGAUUUAGAGAUUAAUUCAAAAGCUACAAUGAAUAAUCUACAGGCAUCUCCAAAGUGUGAAGAUAUUAGUAAAUUUGAUUGGUUAGACUUGGAUCCUUUAAGUAAGCCAAAGGUGGACAAUGUAGAAGUGUUAGAACAUGAAGAAGAGAAAAUUGUGUCAGGUUUAUUAGUAGAAGAUCCUUGGGAUGCUGUUCUUCUUGAAGAGAGAUCACUAGCAAAUAGUAAUCAUGAAAGAAAGGUCAAUGGAAAAUCUCUUUCUGGAGCAACUGUAACUAGAAGCCAAUCUUUAAAUAUUCGAACAUCUCAGCUUAUAAAAAUCCCAGGACAAAUACCUCAGAAAGACCCAAAUGGAACCAGUAGUUUGCUGACUGAAAGUUCUCAUCUACGAGAAACUGAAGCACAGAAUGGAGAGGUCACAGCUUUUUGUCAGUCCAUUACAAAUUUGAAGACCAGCUUUCCAUAUACCAACCGCUGCACAAAUCCAGGUUACUUGUUAAGUCCCGUCACAGUGCAAAGAAAUGUAUGUGGAGAAAAUACUAGUGUGAAGGUCUCCAUUGAAAUUGAAGGAUUUCAACUACCAGUUACUUUUACAUGUGAUGUGAGUUCUACUGUAGAAAUCAUCAUAAUGCAAGCCCUUUGCUGGGUCCAUGAUGACUUAAAUCAAGUAGAUGUUAGCAACUAUGUUCUGAAAGUUUGUGGUCAAGAGGAAGUAUUGCAGAAUAAUCAUUGCCUUGGAAGUCAUGAACAUAUUCAAAACUGUCGAAAAUGGGAUACAGAAAUUAAACUACAGCUCUUAACCUUCAGUGCAAUGUGCCAAAAUUUGGCUCGAACAGCAGAAGAUGAUGAAACACCUGUGGAUUUAAAUAAACACCUCCAUCAAAUAGAGAAACCUUAUAAAGAAGUUGUGACAAGACACCCUGUUGAAGAUCUGCUAGAUUCUUAUCAUAAUCAAGUAGAACUGGCUCUUCAAAUGGAGAACCAGCACCGAGUGGUAGAUCAGGUAAUUAAAGUUGUACGAAAAAUCUGUAGUGCUUUGGAUGGUGUCGAGACUCUUGCCAUUACUGAAGCAAUAAAGAAGUUAAAGAGAUCUGUCAAUCUUCCACGGAGUAAAAGUUCUGGCGUGACUUCAUUGUCUGGAAAUGGAGACAAUAGGAGUUCAUCUGAGGGCUCAUUGAAUCCUGAAAAUCCUGUUCAAAUAAGUUUAGACCAGUUAACAGCAGCAAUUUAUGAUCUUCUCAGACUCCAUGCAUUUUCUGUUUGGAGUCCUGCAGAUAUUGCCCAAAGUGAUAGAAAUGUCAAGGAAGCAUGGACUACAACAGAACAACUCCAAUUUACUAUUUUUGCUGCACAUGGAAUUUCAAGUAACUGGGUAUCAAAUUAUGAAAAAUACUACUUGAUGUGUUCCCUGUCUCACAAUGGAAAGGAUCUUUUUAAACCUAUUCAGUCAAAGAAGGUUGGCACUUAUAAGAAUUUCUUCUAUCUUAUUAAAUGGGAUGAACUAAUCAUUUUUCCCAUCCAGAUAUCACAGUUGCCAUUGGAAUCACUUCUUCACCUUACUCUUUUUGGAAUUUUAAAUCAGAGCAGUGGAAGUUCCCCUGAUUCUAAUAAGCAGAGAAAGGGGCCAGAAGCUUUGGGCAAAGUUUCUUUACCACUUUUUGACUUUAAACGGUUUUUAACAUGUGGGACUAAGCUUCUAUAUCUUUGGACUUCAUCACAUACAAAUCAUAUUCCUGGAACAGUUCCCAAAAAAGGAUGCGUGAUGGAAAGAAUAGUGUUACAGGUUGAUUUUCCUUCUCCUACGUUUGACAUCAUUUAUACCACUCCACAAGUUGACAGAAGUAGUAUACAACAUCACAACUUUGAAACACUGGAGAAAGAUAUCAAAGGGAAACUUCUUGACAUUCUUUCUAGAGAAUCAUCCUUUGGACUUUCUAAAGAAGAUAAAGCAUUUUUAUGGGAGAAACGUUACUAUUGUCUAAAAUAUCCAAGUUGUCUUCCUAAAGUACUAGCAAGUACCCCAAACUGGAAAUGGGCUAAUCUUACCAAAAUAUACUCAUUGCUUCAGCAGUGGCCUCCAUUGCCUCCAUUGACAGCAUUUGAGCUUCUUGAUUCAAAAUUUGCUGAUCAGGAAGUGAGGUCUCUAGCUGUGAACUGGAUUGAACCUAUUAGUGAUGAUGAGCUAACAGAUCUACUUCCACAGUUCGUACAGGCAUUGAAAUAUGAAAUUUACUUGAAUAGUUCUCUAGUGCGCUUCCUUUUGUCCAGGGCAUUGGGAAAUAUACGUAUAGCACAUAAUUUAUAUUGGCUUCUCAAGGAUGCACUGCAUGACGCACACUUUGGUGCUCGAUAUGAACAUGUUUUGGGUGCUCUCCUCUCAGUAGGAGGAAAAGGACUCAGAGAAGAACUUCUGAAACAGACAAAACUUGUGCAGCUUUUAGGAGGAGUAGCAGAAAAAGUAAGGCAAGCUACUGGAUCAACCAGACAGGUCGUUCUCCAAAGGAGUAUGGAAAGAGUACAGUCCUUUUUUCUAAAAAAUAAAUGUCGACUCCCUCUAAAUCCAAGUCUCGUGGCAAAAGAAUUAAAUAUUAAGUCUUGUUCCUUCUUCAGUUCUAAUGCUGUGCCCUUGAAAGUUGCAAUGGUAAAUGCUGAUCCACUGGGGGAAGAAAUUAAUGUCAUGUUUAAGGUUGGUGAAGAUCUUCGGCAAGAUAUGUUAGCUCUACAGAUGAUAAAAAUUAUGGACAAGAUCUGGCUUAAAGAAGGACUAGAUUUGAGGAUGGUUAUUUUCAAAUGUCUCUCUACUGGCAGAGAUCGAGGUAUGGUGGAGCUGGUUCCUGCUUCAGAUACCCUCAGAAAAAUUCAAGUGGAAUAUGGUGUGACAGGAUCCUUUAAAGAUAAACCACUUGCGGAAUGGCUGAGAAAAUACAAUCCCUCUGAAGAGGAAUAUGAAAAGGCUUCUGAAAAUUUCAUCUAUUCUUGCGCUGGGUGCUGUGUAGCCACCUAUGUUUUAGGCAUCUGUGAUCGACACAAUGACAAUAUAAUGCUUCGAAGCACAGGACACAUGUUUCACAUUGACUUUGGAAAAUUUUUGGGUCACGCACAGAUGUUUGGUAGCUUCAAAAGGGACCGGGCUCCUUUCGUAUUGACUUCUGAUAUGGCAUAUGUCAUUAAUGGGGGUGAAAAGCCUACCAUUCGUUUCCAGUUGUUUGUGGACCUUUGCUGUCAGGCCUACAACUUGAUAAGAAAACAGACAAAUCUCUUCCUUAAUCUUCUUUCACUGAUGAUUCCCUCAGGAUUACCAGAACUUACAAGUAUUCAGGAUUUAAAAUAUGUUAGAGAUGCUCUUCAGCCACAAACUACAGAUGCAGAAGCCACUAUUUUCUUCACUAGGUUAAUUGAAUCCAGUUUGGGAAGCAUCGCCACAAAGUUUAACUUCUUCAUUCACAAUCUUGCUCAGUUGCGUUUUUCUGGCCUGCCUUCCAAUGACGAACCCAUUCUUUCAUUUUCACCCAAAACAUUCUCCUUUCGACAAGAUGGUCGAAUCAAGGAAGCCUCUGUUUUCACUUAUCAUAAGAAAUACAAUCCAGAUAAACAUUAUAUUUAUGUAGUUCGAAUUUUGAGGGAAGGACAACUUGAGCCAUCAUUUGUAUUCCGGACAUUUGACGAGUUUCAGGAGCUUCACAAUAAGCUCAGUAUUAUUUUUCCUCUUUGGAAGCUUCCAGGCUUUCCUAAUAGGAUGGUUCUAGGAAGAACACACAUAAAAGAUGUAGCAGCCAAAAGAAAAAUAGAGUUAAACAGUUAUUUGCAGAAUUUAAUGAGUGCCUCAACAGAAGUAGCAGAGUGUGAUCUAGUUUGUACUUUUUUCCACCCUUUACUUCGUGAUGAGAAAGCUGAAGGAAUAGCUAGGUCUGCAGGUGCAGGUCUCUUCAGUCCUACUCCAGGCCAGAUAGGGGGAGCAGUGAAGUUAUCUGUCUCUUACCGAAAUGGCACUCUUUUCAUCAUGGUGAUGCACAUCAAAGAUCUUGUUACUGAAGAUGGGGCUGACCCAAAUCCAUAUGUCAAAACAUACCUGCUUCCAGAUACCCACAAAACAUCCAAACGUAAAACAAAAAUUUCGCGAAAAACACGGAAUCCAACAUUCAAUGAAAUGCUUGUGUACAGUGGAUACAGUAAAGAAACCCUAAAACAGAGAGAACUUCAACUAAGUGUUCUCAGUGCAGAAUCUCUACGAGAGAAUUUUUUCUUGGGUGGAAUAACACUACCUUUGAAAGAUUUCAACUUGAGCAAAGAAACAGUUAAGUGGUAUCAGCUAGCAGCAGCAACAUAUUUAUAAGCUUUGGAAACAAGAACAGUUAUAAUGACUUGCGCAUAGAACUUUGUAUAGUAUUUUUAUACCUGGACAGAAAUCAUAAAGUAAAAGUACUUACUGUAUUUUUAGCACAUCUGAUGGACCAACAUUCACAUAACUUUCAUGGAUUUGUUCUAUUUUAAAGCCAUUGCUUGUUUUAAAAUCAAUAUAUAGAAUGCUGUAAACCCUAAACUUAAUAUAUAAUGAGUACUGAAAAAGACUUUGAGUUGGUGAAGGAUUUAAUCAUUCUUGAAAAAGGAAAAUAGCUUUAGUUUGGUCUGAUAGUCCUGUCAGGUAAGCCUAUUAUUUUGCAUUGUUUCAUAAAAACAGCAUGUUUGUUUCCCUGAUGUGCACCUUUCAUAACCUUCACCUCUGUGUAUAUUUGCAAACACCAAAGGAAAGGAAAGGUGCAGGAUGUUACUAUAAAAUACAGCUGCUAUUCAAGGGUCUGAAAGCAAAGCACAAAUAAUAGAUUGCUAAGAACUACUAAGUAGUUGAUAGUAGAGAAAAAUAUUACCGCUUUUUAUUAAUGUCUUUAAAGCAUUCUUCAGAAUAAGUGCCAAUCACUGAAGUUGUAAAUACUGGUGCCUUAACUUCUUAUAGUUCUUUGGCACUUCAUUCUGAUUUUUCCUUGACCUAAAUCGUUAGUAAGUAGUUUUCACUUAUUGUCAACUUAUAAAGACAAGAAACUAUAUACACUUAAUAAUCCUUUUCCCUUGAAUAAGUUUUUGUUUUAAUGUAUGAUUUCAUUAUUUAAACAUCUAUUUAUGUUUUGAUUUUUUUUGUUUGUUUAUUCAGUAAUUACAUGAGCUUCACUAAUGUGGCUGUACACUAAAUUCUGCCAUUCCAUUAUAAUUGUAUUUUUUUUCCACGAGUAUGAGUUUGGUGAUUUCAACUUUAUAUAUAUGUAUUCCACUCUCACUAAAUAUGUGAAAAUCGUUAACCCAUGUGCCCAUUCCUGUUUGCAAGAAAAACACUAUAAGUAAGGCAGCUUCACAAGAGGCCUAGAAUAAGAAUUCUAGGGUCCAGACUGAGUUUUAAUAUAGACUUCUGUGAUAGUUUGUCUUGUAAGCUUGCUUACUUACAUUUGUAAACAUGGUCCAGUUAUCUGAAUUUACUAAUAUAAUGAGAUUCAGAAUCAUAAGGGACAUUAUUGAAAUUGUACUAGCCAUUAAUAAGAUUAAAUUUUUGUUACUCAGCUUUACAAUUUGUGUUCCUGUUGGAUAAAUAAUGUAUAUAUGAUAUUAAUUCUCAUGGUUAGACUAGAAAGCCACAUGGUUUUUCUGGUUUGUUUGUUCAUUUUGUGUUUUGGGCCAUAUCCGGUGGUGCAUAGGGGCUACUUCUGACAUGGUGCUCAGGGGUUGUUCCUGACCAUGCCCGGGAUGCAUUGCUGGGGAUCAAACUCAUGCCUCCAGCUUGCAAAGCAUGCACACUGGCCUGUGCGCUAUCUCCUAAAAAGUGUCCAAAGUCAGACACUCCUUAAAUGGUAAUAAAGAUUGUAGCGAUCUAGUUAGGAAAUAACUGACAAAAUAGGUAAAGAUGAGAACCAGAAGAAAAACGACAAUCUCCAAUUUAGUUGCCCAGAACAGAAUUUUUUAUGAACUGUGCAGAUGUGUAAAUGGUGAUACCAACAGAGCAGAAAUGAGUUGAGAAUUAUCAGUGGGGCAGAUUAAAAAUAAAAAAACAAACUUGAAAAUUUUGGUGCCUAACACUAAUGGUCCAUUUGUAGAUGACCCUGUGAGUAUGAUAUAUAUAAGGAUGCCUUUUAUUUUUAAUGUUAAAUGUGUUGACUAUUUAUAAGUUAAUUAAAAUGCAAAUUAAAGUCCAUCGUUUAUUUGCUUUUUCCAGUUAACAUUUCCUUGAAGUGUGUAAGUAGCUUUACAGUUGUAAAGAAUAUUAAUUAUUUUUCACUUAGGAUUUCAGACCUAAUUCAUUCCAUAAUUUGUCACUUAGCCACUGUAAAAAAUAAAAAUUAAGAGAAAGACAGUUUUUGGUUAAAGUUAUUUGUUAAUUAGAUUUCAAGGUAUACUGCCUAUUUGCAGUUUGUUACAGCUCUGUCUUAUAGCACAAAUACUACUUAAAAAAUAAGUCACUUUUCAGUAAGAAAUCAAGAUUCUUAAAAGUGUAUAUGACGAUAAUUGCUGUAUAGUUAACCAGAGUUCAUAACAAAUGAUACUAUUUACUGUUAAUUUAACUCAUGUCGUGCCUUCUUUGCGUAUUAAAAACACAUGCAUAUAAUUUACAUCUAUUUUAGUAAUAGAAGUUAUUUCUUUGAAAUACUAAUCUCCAGCCCUUACCAAAAAACCAAAACAAAAAAGGGAUGCAGGAACCUCUUUGCACUACUAUUAUCAAUAGAUUUUAAGUCAGCUGUUUUUAAAAAUAUUUUUACAAUUUUUUUACAAAAAAGUUAAUCUAAAACAAAAGUUUAAUAUGGCCCAAACAUAAAUUUUUAUGUUUAAUCACAAUUUUUAUACCUACCUUUAUUGGAUAAAAAAUGUAACAUGUUAUUCCUAUAACAAUUCUUUUUUAUUGCCAGUAUUUUGGGAUUUGAAAAUAAAGGCUUUACUCCAAAAACUAUUGUUUUCUCUACUGCAGAAUCCAACUUUGAAUUUGCACUGACAUUUUUAUUCCACCUUUAUAUGAAUAUAUAAGUAUCUGAAUGUUAGGCAUAUAUGAUUUUGGUAAAGCAUUAUAUAAAUCUUUCCAAAUUGGUCAUGUCAAAUUUACAGUAGCUUGCCUUAACUUGGUUGACUGUUCUAUUGUGGCAUUUAAAAAAGAAAACAUUACAUUUCAAUGUUUAGACGUAAGAUCAAAAGGGACUAAAUCCUAACUACCUUAAUUCAUAGUCACUUACACAUUCUUUUUUAACUAUCACUGCAAAUAUGAAUGAAUAUAUUAGUCUCAUCUCUAAGAACCAAAUACUUUAUAUUAAGGUAGUGAGAAAGAUGUAUAAUUAUUUUUAUUAAUACCUUGAAUAUAUUUAGUGGUUUGAAUGUGACUUCAUAACUGUAUUACAAUUGUAUAAAAUAUUUCUGGAAUAAAUGAGUUCUGCUCUAA